ACAUGUUGGAUAAUUCCAGAAGCAGCGUCGUACUUCUUUAGCCUCUCUGCUUAUCUUACUGACUGGUAGUGGGUCUGCUCCUCGGUACUCACAUUGAAAGGCGGUGGAUAUCGAAUAUUUGUCAGUAUUAUUCACUGUUUGACGGUUUAACUGUUUUUUUUAAAUUACAUUUAGUUAAACGAGCUGUCCAAAAAUGUUGAACGUUGCCAGAAGCGUUUCAAGGACUCUGCCGACAAGAAAUUGCGUACGCAAUUUGUCUUCUCUGCUAACCAAGGUUCACUGUAAUGGCCCCCAAUCUGAUGUUCUCCAAGUCCUGUCCAGAAGAGACUAUGCGUCCGAAGCCAUUAAGGGGGCAGUCAUUGGAAUUGACCUGGGAACCACAAACUCAUGUGUUGCGGUCAUGGAGGGUAAACAGGCAAAGGUGCUGGAAAAUGCUGAGGGAGCCAGGACUACUCCUUCAGUCGUUGCUUUCACCGCAGAGGGCGAACGCCUGGUUGGCAUGCCAGCUAAACGCCAGGCUGUCACCAAUCCUCAAAAUACCUUGUACGCCACAAAGAGACUCAUUGGUCGUCGCUUUGAUGAUGUCGAAGUCCAGAAAGACUUGAAGAAUGUGCCCUACAAGAUUGUGCGUGCUUCUAAUGGGGAUGCUUGGGUGGAGGCUCAAGGAAAAAUGUAUUCACCCAGCCAGGCUGGGGCCUUCGUUCUCAUGAAGAUGAAGGAGACUGCUGAGAACUACUUGGGAACUAAAGUCAAGAAUGCUGUCAUAACAGUACCAGCUUACUUCAAUGACUCCCAGAGACAGGCUACCAAAGAUGCUGGUCAGAUUGCUGGUUUGAAUGUCCUGCGUGUGAUCAAUGAGCCUACAGCGGCUGCACUGGCCUAUGGUUUGGACAAAACCCAGGACAAGAUUAUUGCCGUGUAUGAUCUUGGUGGAGGUACAUUUGAUAUCUCAAUCUUGGAGAUACAGAAGGGAGUUUUUGAAGUGAAGUCCACUAAUGGUGACACGAUCCUUGGAGGCGAGGACUUUGACCUGCCGCUUCUCAAACACAUCGUCAAGGAAUUUAAGAGAGAGUCUGGUGUGGAUUUGAUGAAAGACAGCAUGGCCCUCCAGAGAGUCCGAGAGGCUGCUGAGAAGGCCAAGUGUGAGCUGUCGUCUUCGCUUCAGACCGACAUCAAUCUUCCCUACCUGACCAUGGAUGCAUCUGGCCCCAAACAUCUCAACAUGAAGGUGACCCGUGCUCAGUUCGAAGGCCUUGUGGCAGACUUGAUCCGUCGCACAGUGGCUCCCUGUCAGAAGGCCAUGCAAGACGCAGAGGUGUCCAAGGGUGACAUUGGAGAGGUGCUUCUGGUCGGAGGCAUGUCGCGUAUGCCCAAGGUACAGCAAACUGUCCAGGACCUGUUUGGCCGUGCACCCAGCAAGUCUGUCAACCCUGAUGAGGCUGUUGCCAUUGGAGCAGCCAUCCAAGGUGGCGUCCUAGCAGGAGAUGUAACAGAUGUUCUGCUUUUGGAUGUGACACCACUUUCGUUGGGAAUUGAGACUCUGGGUGGGGUCUUCACCAAACUUAUUAACCGGAACACAACAAUUCCCACCAAGAAGAGCCAGGUUUUCUCCACAGCAGCAGAUGGACAGACUCAAGUGGAAAUUAAAGUUUGUCAGGGUGAGAGGGAGAUGGCGGCAGACAACAAGGUGCUGGGUCAAUUUACUUUGGUGGGACUCCCCCCCGCUCCCCGUGGUGUUCCCCAAAUUGAAGUUACUUUUGACAUUGAUGCUAAUGGCAUCGUCCACGUCUCGGCCAAGGACAAAGGCACAGGCCGGGAACAGCAAAUUGUUAUUCAGUCAUCAGGAGGUCUCAGUAAAGAUGACAUUGAAAACAUGGUCAAGAACGCUGAGAAGUAUGCAGAAGAGGACAGGAGGAGGAAGGAGCGUGUGGAAGCUGUGAAUAUGGCUGAAGGCAUUGUCCAUGAUACAGAGUCAAAGAUGGAGGAAUUCAAGGACCAGCUUCCUGCUGAUGAGUGUGCCAAGCUGAAGGAAGAGAUCACCAAGGUCCGAGAUCUUCUGACCAACAAGGAUUCUGAAACGGGAGAGAACAUCAAGCAAGCAGCAAACAACCUUCAACAGGCGUCACUCAAGCUCUUUGAAAUGGCCUACAAGAAGAUGGCGUCAGAGCGUGACAGCAGCAGCAGCUCUAGCUCCAGCUCAGAGGGUGAGAAGAAAGAGGGCCAGCAGUAAACUGAAGCACUGAGUUUUUGUUGUCAGUUUGACAACAGGACUUGUUGGGUAGGGAGGGGAGGGAAAGGCUGUUGUGAAUGUCGUGAAACAAGAUUAUGUAUGAAUGCAUGUUGAUGUUUGGAUCUGGAUGUAUGUGAGGCAUUGUGGAAAAUUUUGCGGAGGUGGGUCACAAUUAUGUUGCUGUCUUUUGUAAUAAAAAAAAAAAAACAAAUCAGCUCUGGUACUGAUUGAACCAAGUGUGGUUUGUAACUGUGGUGAGACAAAUACUACUGUACGAAGUCAUUUUCUCAAAGAUAAGCCAUCUUUUGCAGUAUUACCUUUAUCUGUGGCGAUGGAUCCUGCUAUUAUUGUCCAGCAGAGGGAAACAUUUGUCCUAAUCUUGAGACCCACACAUGCGUUGAUCCAUAUUUAAAUGAAUUUUUUUUUGUCUAAUUUUUUCAUUCAUCUUUUUGGUCAAUUGAUUUAUUGUAAUAAAAUAAACAUUUUCUUAGGAUAAACCUA
Molecule: messenger RNA, 2731 nt
Organism: Syngnathoides biaculeatus (alligator pipefish)
Lineage: Eukaryota; Metazoa; Chordata; Actinopteri; Syngnathiformes; Syngnathidae
Gene: hspa9
Product: heat shock protein 9
Exons: 16
Coding region: 194-2230 (678 amino acids)
Biological process (GO): protein refolding; cellular response to unfolded protein
Cellular component (GO): mitochondrion; cytoplasm
Molecular function (GO): heat shock protein binding; misfolded protein binding; ATP hydrolysis activity
Source: RefSeq, a predicted model, not a curated record